GUGAUCCCAGGACAGAGAUAAUCUUGCCUUUUCAGCUCUGCCGCAAUCCGAGAUCACUAAUUACCAAAGCGUUUCGCUUGCGUGCGUGUGCUCCUCAAAACGCUCGGGGGUCUUCUGGCUGUUACGUGAAGCUCCGUCGGGGCGGGGGGGGGGGAUUCGGGCGUCCCGGUUUUCCUGGUGGGGAAGGAGCUGAAGGCGCGUGGGGCUGGUGGCAAGAACCAAAUUGCCGGUGCCCGCGAGGGCGGUGAGGCCGGAGGAGCCGGGCAGCAUCACCGCGCCAGCUCCGGACGUGAAAGCGCCCCGGCAGCCUCUUCCCGACCAGCGGAGAGCGCGGCGAGCUCACGUCCUCCUGCCUCCUUGAAAUUAAUCUCCGUCUUAAGUGCCGACUUUCCUCCUCUUCAAAGCAAACAGCUGCAUCUGAAAGGAUCUGGAAGGGUUUUUCAUACUGGGGAGAACUCUAAAACGUGUCGCGUAGGGUGGGCAGGCUGAGAUGGCUCCGUGUGAAACACCUUCAACGCCCGUAACUCCCGUCACCUUUAAAACAGAGAUUGGCUCGGUUGGGCUCAGCAAAGCAACCCUGGAGCGCUUAACGUGGAUGAUCCCUGUAAUUAUCCAAGUACUUUCCUUGAAAUCUGCUCUUGUACUUCUCGUGAAGCGCAGGUCAGGUUGCCCGCUCGGAAGCCAUGCUUGGAUUUUAAUAGCCAUGUUCCACCUAGCCAUGGACCUCGCCAGUUGCCAGCCCCCAGCCAGCGGCGCCGGCGGGAGGCUCUCGCCACGGCCGGCGCUCCGGCACAGACUGUCCCGCGGCUCGCCGUGGGGCGCGGGGAGCGGGGAGGACCUGCGACGUCCCGGACCCCCCUGGACCUGCGCCCCCGUAACCCCCCCGCAGAGACCCCGCUCCCGCCGGCCGCCCCCCGCCGCCCCGCCGCUGCCCGCCGGCCGCCCCCCGCGCCGGCCACGCUCCCGGAGGGGACGGCGGCACCUGCGCGGCCGCGGCUUCGCCCCCCGGGACGGACGGACCACGGCGCCGCCCGAGGUCAUCGUCUGGGGUCCCACGGGCGAGGAGGACUCCCUGGAGAGCAGCACGCUGCCCGGCGCCUUCGCCGCCACCACCGCCGCCGCCGCCACCGCCGCCGCCACCACCGCCGCCGCCGCUACCGCCGCCGCCACGCCGCCCCGCGCGCCCCCCAGCACCCCGGCGCCCGCGCCCGGCGGGGAUGCGCCCCGCAGCAGCCCCGGCCGCACCAGCACCACCGAGCCGGCCGCCGGCCACGGCAGCAGCGGCGGCAAGGAUGCUCGCCUGCCCCGCGGGCUGGGAGACAGCACAGGUCUGGCGGUUCAUCAGAUAAUCACUAUUACCGUGUCCCUCAUCAUGGUCAUAGCUGCUCUGAUAACAACUCUUGUCUUAAAAAAUUGCUGCGCGCAGAGCGGGCGCCCGCGGCGCAACAGCCACCAGCGCAAGCUGGACCAGCAGGAGGAGAGCUGCCAGAACCUGACCGACUUCGCCCCGGCCCGCGUGCCCAGCGCCCUCGACAUCUUCACCGCCUACAACGAGACGCUGCAGUGCUCCCACGAGUGCGUCCGGACCCCCGUGCCCGUCUACGCGGAGGAGGUGUUGCGCUCGCCCGGGGAUUAUAAAACGACCUUCAACGGAAACAGACCCUCUUCUUCUGACCGGCAUCUUAUUCCCGUGGCCUUUGUGUCUGAGAAAUGGUUUGAAAUCUCCUGCUGACUGGCCGAAGCCUGUUUGACUUCUGGGGGCAGGGCAGACGCCAUCGGGCUGUUUCCUGGAUUCCAUUGGUGAACCUGUAAAAAAUAUAAAAAAAUAAUGGGUUACCUGUACCUACCAUUUCCGUUUACCAGUAGGAGACUCAAAGAGCAGCGUUCUAUGGGCCAAAUAUAUUUUUAUAAAAAUGAACACGCCUAUAGGUAACUGCGUUUUUCAAAGAGCGCGUUUUUUGGAGAAGAGAAAGACAAAUGUGCGAGCAAAGAAUCCUGUGGAGGAAGAGGAACCGGCGAGGGACUGAGAGGGAAGGACUGGGCGCCUGGAGCCUGGACGCGGACUGUGACUCUGAACCUGUGCCAAUAAUACCAUUAUGUGCCACGUACCGAUGCAAAGACUUCGCGAGAAGCCGAAGCUCAGUCGAUAACGCCUAGAAACGUUGUGGAGGACGAGUGGGGCGUCUCUUCUGGUGGGGUCAUUCAUUCCGGUCCAUACGCAUACAUACAUACGAUAUAUGUAGAGAGAAAAUAUAUAUAUACACACACAAACACUUUUUGUACUGUAGCAAUUUUUGGAGAUCUUAAAUACUCAUUUUUAAAGAAGAUGUCAUGGGCUAAAAGUCUCAUUUCUUUAACACGCAUAAUACAAACUAGGUGAACCGAUGUUUUCUACUUUGGCAGCUUGCCUUUCGAACCUAUAUGUGUAUAUAUAGGUAGACAUAUAUACAUAUAUAUACGUAUGUGUGUGUAUGUAUAAACAUAUAUAUGUAUGUAUACAUAUAUAGAGAGAGUUAUAUAUAGUUUUGGUUCUUUUUGGAAAUGCUUUUCCAGUGGUGGCGAAGUGACCGCAGCGGCGAGCGGCGGGGGACGGCCAGGGCCGCGCUGCCGUCACGGCGGGCUGCCGGCGGGGAGCUGGGGAGAGGCUUCCCAAAAACCAGCCGGAGCGCGGCUGCGCUGCCCCGUGGUUCCUCCGGCUCCGGAAGGGAUGGCGGAGCGCUCUGGAGGCUGGUCUGGAACGCAAGGAGAAUGGAAACGGGCUGGGGUUCUAGCUAGAAGGAUGCCUCUGGGCCAAAUUCACAAAGUGCAUUCCUGCUGUCGGAGGCCGGAGGAAGCGUGACGCCGCGGCGAGAGGAGCGGGCAGCAGAGGAGCUCCCCUCUCGCCCGGCCACUUGGCCGUUGCAAGCCCCCUUUCCCCGAUGCGGGAUGCCGCCUGCACGCGGCGGAUCCCGCUCCCGCUCCCCGCGGACCCCGUGUCCGAGACGGUGCUCCCGCACCAUUGCGUUCCCAGGGGCAGGGCGAGCGGGAGCGAGCAGGUCCUCCGGCUCCUGGCGGCUUGAAGCAUCUCGAGGCGGUGGCAAAGGGUAUUUCCACACUUCUGCAGCCCGAUACAUCAUCAGGGGAGAUAGGAAGAAGCCCAAAAGCCUGUGUCUGCCCUUUGUUUCGCGGAGCUGUAUUCGCUGUGACGCCUCGGGGCUGGCCGGGGACGGGUUUUAGGCGUGGGCUUUCAAGGGAGGGCCCUCUCUUGGCACAGGAGACGAGUUUCAGGAGCGGGAUGUGGGAGUUUUUUUGGAAAAUGGCUUUUAGUUUGGCCACGACACCAAAGCUUGCUCAGCCCUUUGUGAGGAACGAGAGAGGAGCGAGCCCGUUGCCUCCUGACCCAGCCCAAGGCCAGCGAGCUCCCGGGAGCCUCUUCCUUUGCUCUCCUGGUCUUGGCUGGGUCUGCCGCGGCAGGAGAAGAUGCAGCCCGCUGUCCACAGUCAUGGGGAUCAUUUGAUAGCAUUAAAAAGGGAAUUUUGCCCAACGGUUUGCCAGGGAAGUACUGUUCUGCUGGCUCUGGUUUGGUGCGUUGCUCUAGGAACACGUCCUGUCAUCCAUCCCCCUCCUGCUGGGGUGGGUGUUUUCGGUGGGUGCCGACGAGCUUGCCAGCCUACCUGUGACCCCCCCCCCCCCCCCCGUCCAAGUCUUUCCACGGAGUCGGGUGCUGCCGGCCAUGCUGUGCCCCUCCAAACCGGUGCGGGUGGGAGAGCCAGGCAGGAGGGGGGGAUGGCGGGUCUCCCAACCUGCCCGGUGUCUCGCCACGGUUUGCUUCUGCUCUUUAACACGUGCCCUGCUCCAAGCCUGGGCUUGCCCACGUAGACCAUGCCAAGGCAAAGCUUGCAGAGGGCUCCCAGGUAACUGCACUGGACGAUUCAUGUGAGGGUCUGCUUCACGUCAGACACCGAGACGGGUCUCGGUUGGGUUGCUUCGACGUUAGGUGGGUGGGAACGACAGCAGAGUUCAGACCAAAGUCCUCCAGUUCUUUUUGUAAACUGCCCUUCGUAAACACUAGCGAUUUUUUAGAAUUGUCCAGAUACAUGUUUCUACUCAUCCGCUAAUUAUUCAGCACCAUUUCUUUAUUGUAACGAACGUGCAGUUUAAAAAAAACCAACAAACUCAGAAACUUCUGGUAUUGUGCAUAGCCACGUGUGUGGUCUCUUGUUUCCGUACCCUUUUCUGUCCUUUUCUGAUGGAGUUGCACAGUCUGGAUUAUUUUUGCUGAAUUUUUGGAAGCUGCCCCGGAAAGAAGUCUUCCUUGCCGGACCUGGUGAUUACCUGCGGACUUGCACCAAAUGCAACCAAAUGUUGCGUUGGCAACAUUCCCCACGACUCCGACGAGCCUCGAGCAUUGCCUCGGGCGAGUUCUGCACCAGGGUCGCUGCCGACCGGCAGCCGGAGAGGAGGAGGGGGGGUUCCUGUUGCUCCUGGCCAGGUUUUAGUCCUUGACUGAACCCGUUCCCUCUCCGGAGGCGGUUUCUUGUGAGCGCUGAGCUGGGCGGGCAUGGGCAGCAGCAGACAUGCGUGUCCCUGGGGCUGGGUCUUGGUGUUGGGGGCUAUUUAACAGGGCUGGGUCCCCUUAGACUUCUCCAGCGGAGCGGAGACCUGCUCUUUUUUUUUUGUGUUUCCUGAGAGCAAACCUUUCCAUCAUAGGGCUGGGCACGGGGCGGGGGGGGGUCUGCUGCGGGGCUCUCAUGUCCGGCUCUCCGGGCCGUUGGGUGGGAUGCCUCCCCGGGAUGCCUCCAGGAGCAGGGGGGGGACAACAGUGUCUCGCUAGAGGAGCGACCCCCCCAAAGCUUUAGCCUUCCCUGAGAAACACGGGGAGUGUUUUCCCUCGGGGUGUCCCAGGGGGUCUGCCCCGAAACGGGGAGGCACGUCGGUGCUGCGUGGGGUCCUGUCCGCGUCGCCGACAGUCUCACGUGCACGCGGGGGGGGCUUGGGCACGCAGCGGGGUGCGAUUAAAAGCGCAGAGCGUUGCCUCGCGUGGGUUACCGAUGCCCCCGCUCAGCGGCUGCGCAGGGGAGCACCCCGGGUGCUGCUCACCCCCAGGGCUGCACUGGAGUGAGGCUUCGUGGCAGCGGGGGUCAGCCAAAACCCGUGCGGGGAGCACGGGUCCCGAGCCACUACUCCAGGGUGAUCCGUCAUCUCGGUAUACCGGGGCUUUUUGUGUUUCACUGGUGUAAACGGUGCAGCCCCCGCAAGUUACCCUUGCUGGCACGGUUUUUGAAUUCUCCUUCUUUGUUUGACUUUGCUGGCAUCAAUCCACUCCAGCUCGGGAGCCGCAUCUGUUGUGCUUCACCCAUUGAUCUUCCUAUUUAUUUGUAUGUGCUGGCUGUACCCAGUAGUUCUUGCAGGUAUUCCAGUGUAAUCUCGACAGCAAUUUGACAUCAUAAAAUAUAUCUCGACUCCCUCGUUCCCGAGCGUUUGAAGCAUCGUUCUGUAUUUCUGUGUGUAUGGAACCUGCUGCCUGAAGGGGAGUCGUCAGGUGGAGCUGGGGGCUUGGCAGGGCGGCGCGGGCAGCGCCGGUGCCGGUGAUGGAGAGGUGCCCUGCCCCGAGCCCGGCACCCGGCUCCCGGGAAAUUCCCUGCGGAGCUGGGGGCAAGGAGGGGGAAGUGUGUCUGUGUGUGUCUGUGUGCGCGUCAGGGAGAGAGAACGAAGGCAAAUAACUUUGACCCCAGGCGACGGGAGCAGGUUUCUGACGGCAGGACUCGCAUGAGCUUUCCACAUAGUCUGCAGAAGGACACGUCCUGGUCACCAAGAGAUGAGCGGUGAACCGGGGAACAAAAGUAGAUGCACAAUCUUCCCUUAUUUAUAAGGACCAACAGCACUUGCACUUUAUCAGAGAAACCCUCCCAUCCCUAUGCAUGCCAAGCACACCAACAAGGGACAACUGCCCGGAGGAAGGAAAGGAGGGGAGGAAGAAGGGAAGGGCCGGAGCUGCAAAUGCGGUGAUUUACGAGGCAGGAUCCUAGCAUCCCAAUGUCUUUCGUAGUCAAGAGAAAUGAACCGUGGUUAUUUCAUUCCCUACUAUUGAUGAAAGCCAAAAAAAAAAAGAAAGAAGUGAAAACAGAAAGUCACAUUUUCAUGAAAUAGACCGGUCGAGCAGAUCCUUCACACCGGGGAAAAAGCAGGCAAGCGGGGCGUUCGCAGACACGUUCCUUCGUGACCUGUGACAUGUUUCGGCCACAUUGUCUGGCCCCAAGGUCUUUUGGCUGCCGCAGCCACAGGCGAUGGCUCUAGAUGGGCUCCUUCCAUCGCUGCCCUUUGCCGGACACAAAGCUUUGUCCUCAGCUGGCGGGAAUUCUGCCGGGGUUCAUCGGCUUGAGCCAGCCCAAAGCUUAUUCAGCAAUAAGGGGGGCAGUUUUGCUAAUGCUCGUGCCACCAGGUACUUUGAAUCGGCUGGAGCCGCUCGCCCGAGCAGCGGGGUCUUGCUCCUGUGCAAGGACAGAGGGGACUUGCGCGUGUUUGGAGAAUUAGGGGUUUUUCUGUUCUCAUUCAGAAGCUGAGCCCGUUUUCCAGCCCGAUAGCGUUGCGCAGGUAGCAGGGAACCAUGGAAUUCCACCGUGAAACACAGCCCUGUGCGCUGGACGGCAUCGUUUGCAUUGCAACGGAUUGAGCCACGGCUUGCGAGCAGCGAGGCCGUGAACGUCCCUUGUGAACGUCCCCGUUGCGCCCGGGGAGGUCACCUCGCUGCGGUGCCGUGCUGGGGAGCCGUGGGCACGCGUGUGGUGGGACGCGAUGGAUGGACAGUAAAUCCAGGGGUGCAGCCCGGACGCGGCAUCGGGCGUCCGCCACUGCCUGGGAAAACUAUGUUGCCGGUGUGCCCUUUCUUUGGAAAACCAGAGCUUUUUACGGUGUUUUGUUUCAUUGUGGAUCUGGCAGCUUGAAAAAAAAAGGUUUGCUCCUUGCUUUGCCGUAAACUUCCAGCUAGCUGCUUCUUGUUGCUUUUCGGUUCAUUUUAUGGAUUUCUUAGCCCCUUGGUAGUUACUAAGAAAUGCGUCACGGCUGCCGAAAGGCUGCCAAAUCCCCCAGAUGUGUGGUGGUGUGUCUGCGUGUUGGUUGUGGCUCUGUCUUAGAGAGAAAAACGGCUUGGGGCGAGCCCUUCUCACCGCCAGCCUCUGCAGGGAGCCGGCAAAGCCGGCUGCUCCUGUGCCGGGACGGCGGCUGCUCUGCUCCCCCCGGCAGAGGAGAGGCUGGCUCUCCCUCGGGCUCUGAGCAAGCCCAGACCUCCCGGGGCUGCGCGGGACCUUUCCUCCGUCAAAGUCCCUUGCAGGCGCCGAGCAGGAGCUGCAGGACUUUCUGCUCCCGCCGAGCCGCGGAUUCGGCGCGACUGCUUGGGCGAGGGCUGCCCGCUGCGGCCGGCGCCGGUGGGCUCUUCGCUGCGCCAAACUAAGCUGGUUUGGGGCUACCGGUCCCGGCUACCGUGUCGCGGCGCCUCGGGGUACGGCGGGCGGAUCGGUAGGGUUCGGUACCCAAGCCCCUGGUUUUCACAAACCGGGGUGUCCCGAGGGCAGCGUCGUCCCGUAGCAUCCGCGGGCGCGCGGGGCAGAGCGGGUCCCGGGCGGCUGCCCAUCUCUCCGCAUCUGAUCGUUUACCUUCACUCUGUCUUCCCAGCUAGAGAUAAAGGGCAGCCCGCCGCGGCGGCGGCGGCGGCGGAGGGGCCGUGCGGGAAGCGCGCUCCGCCGCGCUCCCCAGCCUCUGCGCCCUUCGCCGGCCGGGAGGUCGGAGCAGCAACGGCAAAACCAGCGCGGGGAGAGCGCGCGGGGGCGGAUUUCAGGUUACCUCUUCUCCAUUGGCAGCUUGUUGUGAAGGAAGGUAGUUCAGCUCAAAUGGUAGUUAAAUAGUAGAUAUUCUACACAUAUUAUAUAUUUUGUAAAAAAAAAAAAAAAAUAAAAUAGAACAAAAAUAUAUAUAUACUAUCUCAGCCCACCCAUUUCAGGAUGAAUGUGGUUGGAAUUUUGGUUCAACCAGGUAUAAAAUCUGUAAGCGAUUUUUUCAAAACCAGCAAGAAAUCCCUCACCAUUUCAGAAGUCCGUGGGUUUGGUCUCCAGAUCUCAUGUAACGCUUCUCACGCAUUUUUAAGAAUUAUUCUCAGCGUUUGUAGGUACAUUUUUAAUAGUGUCGCGAGUGGAGAUAAUAUUUCCUUUGAGAAAAAGUCUAUGUUGCACAAAAAUGUACACUAAGGGCACAGAUUUCUGACCCAGAUUCUUCUAUUUUAGGUUCCGAGGGGUUUAUUUUUUUGUUUGAUAGGACAUGUACAGUGAAGUUUACACUUUAUUUUUAUUUUGCCAAAACCCGUUUUCUAACAUGAGACAGCUUUUACUUUGUAACCGGUUUGACAUCACUGAGUACUUCUUUCUUUUCCUGGGAAAAUCCUGCACCGAGAGACAUCCCGCCCGUACGUGGGCGAUGCGCUUGAGGCCGUCGCCGGCAGAAGCGGCCGUCGCCUGUCGGCGUCGCGGUUGCCCCCGGCGCGGCCGCGGUGCGAGCCGGGGCGAUGGCGGCGGGGAGCUGGCUGCCCCGGGGGGGGGGCCGGGCAGGCGAGAACUGUUUUCUUCCCGAGUGGUUUUUAAUUUGUCUCUGUACUUCGAAGCUGUGUAUUUGGAAGCACUGUAAAUGCCACCCUAUACCGAUUUCCCUGUGUAUAUUUAGUACUCUGAUGUUGCUAUUAAAACUGAUAUGAGAACCGC
Aquila chrysaetos chrysaetos is the source of this 8726-nucleotide messenger RNA. It is a transcript of the gene AJAP1, whose product is annotated as adherens junctions associated protein 1. The coding region runs from base 491 to 1732 and encodes 413 amino acids. Lineage: Eukaryota; Metazoa; Chordata; Aves; Accipitriformes; Accipitridae. The record is from RefSeq and is a predicted model, not a curated record. Gene Ontology annotation, cellular component: cell-cell contact zone; plasma membrane; adherens junction. The transcript has 6 exons. Gene Ontology annotation, molecular function: beta-catenin binding.